This is a messenger RNA of Macrosiphum euphorbiae (potato aphid), 756 nucleotides long. Lineage: Eukaryota; Metazoa; Arthropoda; Insecta; Hemiptera; Aphididae. The record is from the annotation of a GenBank genome assembly.
AUGGCAUUUGUUGAUGACGAUUUAGAAAUGUAUAUGCAAUUGAAUGGCAUAGUAAACAUGGAAAUCGUCAAUUUUAUUGACGAUAAUGAACCAAGACGAAUAUUAAAACAAGAAGAUCCUUUUGUUGAAUUGUCAGAUCGGAAGUUUAUUGGUACUUAUCGUUUAGGUAAGCAAUUAGUUGAAGAACUUAUAGAUACAUUGACUCCUUACAUGAAUAGUCCAAUGACGUCUUCAGGGAUAACUAUAAAAAGAAAAGUAUUAACAGCUCUAAGAUUUUUUGCUAGUGGGAGUUAUCAGCAGGAUAUUGGGGAACACAGAGGUGCAGCCCUUAGUCAACCCUCAGUUAGUAGAUGUAUUACUGAAGUUGCAGAAGCAUUAAAUAAUCCUAUAAUAUUAAAUAUAUACAUACAUUUCCCAAGCACUAUAGAACAACUUAAUAUUAUUCGACAAGGAUUUUACAACAAAUUUGGAAUACCAGGAGUUAUUGGAGUUAUAGAUGGAACUCAUGUGGCUAUUGUACCACCCAAUACCACCGAUGAUGUAUAUCCAGAACAUAUAUAUGUUAACCGGAAAGGUUAUCAUAGCAUAAAUACACAACUUAUAUGUGAUUCCGAUUUAAUGAUCUUAAAUGUAUGUGCUAAAUUUCCGGGGAGUACGCACGACAGUCAUAUUUGGCGUCUUAGCCCUGUAGAAGGCCUUAUGAAACAUUUACAUGCAAUUGGACAAACAUCAUACUUCUUACUAGGGGAUUCUUGA